Messenger RNA from Quercus lobata, 1461 nucleotides. RefSeq names its product ammonium transporter 3 member 2-like. The transcript is spliced from 3 exons. Gene Ontology annotation, biological process: ammonium transmembrane transport. The record is from RefSeq and is a predicted model, not a curated record. Gene Ontology annotation, molecular function: ammonium channel activity. Gene Ontology annotation, cellular component: plasma membrane. Lineage: Eukaryota; Viridiplantae; Streptophyta; Magnoliopsida; Fagales; Fagaceae. Bases 1 to 1461 code for a protein of 486 amino acids.
AUGGGUACUCCACCAAUACCAAUAGCUUACCGAUCCGGCACAUCUCUAGCAGUGCCAGAUUGGUUGAACAAUGGAGAUAAUGCAUGGCAAAUGAUAUCGGCCACACUGGUUGGUCUACAAAGUGUGCCAGGGCUUGUCAUACUCUAUGGUAGUAUUGUCAAGAAAAAAUGGGCUGUAAACUCAGCUUUCAUGGCUUUAUAUGCUUUUGCAGCUGUGGUAAUUUGUUGGGUUACAUGGGCAUACAAGAUGGCCUUUGGUGAUAAGCUCCUUCCCUUCUGGGGCAAAGCUGGACCAGCUUUAGGCCAAAAGUUCCUUUUGAAAUGGGCUGCACUACCUGAAACUACGCAGUAUAAUAGUACUGGUGGGGUAGAGACGGCUAUGGCUCAUCCAUACUACCCCAUGGCAACGAUGGUGUGGUUUCAGUGUAUGUUUGCUGCAAUCACUUUGAUACUUUUAGCUGGAUCUUUGUUGGGGAGGAUGAAUUUUAAGGCAUGGAUGAUGUUUGUGCCACUUUGGCUUACUUUCUCUUACACUGUAGGAGCAUUCAGUUUGUGGGGUGGUGGGUUCUUGUUCCAUUGGGGUGUCAUGGACUAUUGUGGUGGUUAUGUCAUUCAUGUUUCUUCUGGGAUUGGUGGAUUCACAGCUGCUUACUGGGUGGGACCAAGAUUGAAUAGAGACAGAGAGAGAUUUCCUCCAAACAAUGUAUUGUUGACAUUGGCAGGAGCAGGGUUACUGUGGAUGGGAUGGGCAGGAUUCAAUGGUGGAGGUCCAUAUGCAGCCAAUAUAGAUUCUUCCAUGGCUGUUCUAAACACCAACAUUUGUGCUGCUACUAGCCUCCUGAUGUGGACAUCGCUAGACGUCAUUUUCUUCAAUAAACCCUCAGUCAUUGGAGCCGUCCAGGGCAUGAUGACUGGCCUUGUUUGCAUCACACCCGGUGCAGGUCUUGUUCAAGGAUGGGCAGCUAUAGUGAUGGGAAUUUCGUCAGGAAGUGUUCCAUGGUUCACCAUGAUGAUAGUACAAAAGAAGUCAAAACUACUCCAAAAGGUUGAUGACACACUAGGUGUGCUCCACACCCAUGCUGUGGCUGGAUUACUUGGUGGAAUUCUUACUGGUGUCUUUGCUGAGCCUGAACUAUGCAACCUCUUUCUGCCGGUUACAAACUCUAGGGGAGGAGUCUAUGGAGGAAACGGAGGAAUACAAGUUGGCAAACAGAUUGUAGGUGGCUUAUUCAUCAUUGGAUGGAACCUUGUUGUCACAACUAUCAUCUGCCUUGUGAUAAAAUCGGUGAUCCCUUUGCGUAUGCACAAUGAUUUAUUACUUAUAGGGGAUGAUGCUGCUCAUGGUGAGGAAGCAUAUGCAUUGUGGGGUGAUGGAGAGAAGUAUGAUUCUACUAAGCAUGGCAAUUAUUCAGAUGAAACAGCGCACCCGAAGCUAUCAAUCGGUGCUACUCAGGAGGUCUAG